Messenger RNA from Aspergillus saccharolyticus JOP 1030-1, 1188 nucleotides. RefSeq lists its product as uncharacterized. The transcript has a single exon. The record is from RefSeq and is a predicted model, not a curated record. Lineage: Eukaryota; Fungi; Ascomycota; Eurotiomycetes; Eurotiales; Aspergillaceae. The coding region runs from base 1 to 1188 and encodes 395 amino acids.
AUGAUGAAUCCUUAUAUCAGCUGGGCUCUCCUGCUUGUAGUCGCAGGAGGCCUCGGGUGGUACUACAAUGGCCCUACCCCCAAGGUCAAGACUCCGAUCAAGACUAUUGCAGAGAAAGUCGAAAAUGCACCGAUUGUGAAGAAACAGAAGCGGAAGUCAAAGAAGCCUUCGGAAGCUUCCCCCGCACCCAGCAAGCCUGUUGAAGAGAAGCGUGCAGCCCAGACUACCGGCUCGCAAGCUGAUGAGCAGGACGAGGAGAUCGACCGUAAGGAAUUGGCCAAGCGCUAUAACGCUGUGAAGAAUGGCAUUCCAGCUCAACCCAGUGCUCCCAGCAACAAGUCUGCGAAGAAGAAGAAGAGCAAGGGCGCCCUUCCGCAGCUUGAGAACGGCGAACGUUCUGCUUCUCGUGUUUCCACCCGCACCUCGUCCACCACUGGUGCUGAUGCCGACGAUGACCUAUCCCCCGCUGGUUCCCCCAUUGUCAACGCCACUGUUCCUUCCGCUGGUUACAUUUCUGACAUGCUCGAGGCUCCAGCUCCUGGCGCAUCUGUUCUCCGUGUCACUGGUACCGCGCCGGCUGAGGCUCAGAAGAAGCAGAAGGCUCAGUCUUUCAAGCAGGUCGAAACGAAGAAGCAACGCCAACAGCGCCUGAAGAAUGAAGCUCGCAAGGAGCAGGUGAAGGAAGCUGAGGAGCAGAGACGCAAGUUGCUCGAGAAGCAACUCCACACGGCCCGCGAAGCUGAGCGUCGUGAGGCGGCCAAGUUGACCCCUACCGCUCCCCAGACCAACGCUUGGCAGACCACCGCUGCCCCCAGUGCCACCAACGGUGCCUCCCAGCCUGCCGUGGCCCCUAAGGUUGAGCUGUUGGAUACCUUCGAGCCUGUUGGCUCCGCCACCAAGCCUGCCAAGGAAUGGGAUCAAGGUCUUCCUUCCGAGGAGGAGCAGAUGCGCCUCCUGGGUGCGGAGAACGGUCAGGACCAAUGGACCACUGUCUCCAGCAAAAAGCCCAAGAAGAAGGGUGGAAAGACGGAUGAGAGCGAAGUCAGUGCUUCUGAGAGCCAGCCUACGCCUGCUGCUCCUUCUCCUGCUCCUGUUGAACCUAAGGUGAAAGUGACUCCCACUUAUCUCCCUGAUAUCCUUCGCUCCAACCAGAAGGGACACCCUCUUGAUUCCGACUGGGCUGCCUAA